Coffea eugenioides is the source of this 1428-nucleotide messenger RNA. RefSeq names its product serine carboxypeptidase II-3-like. The coding region runs from base 1 to 1428 and encodes 475 amino acids. Gene Ontology annotation, cellular component: vacuole. NCBI's taxonomy places the organism in Eukaryota, Viridiplantae, Streptophyta, Magnoliopsida, Gentianales, Rubiaceae. Gene Ontology annotation, biological process: proteolysis. Gene Ontology annotation, molecular function: serine-type carboxypeptidase activity. The record is from RefSeq and is a predicted model, not a curated record. The transcript is spliced from 8 exons.
AUGAUGAAAGGCGCAUUAGUCAUAUUUCUUACCCUCAUAAGCCAAGUUUCAUUUGUAAAAUGUUACGAGGGAGAAAAAUACGAGACCCUUCGAAAAUUCCUCCUCCCUGAGAGCUUAAACAGAUCAAACAAUUACAUAAUUGAUGAGGAUUCAGCUCAUCAGUAUUCGCCAGUAUAUAUUGGUCCUCAAGAGGGGUUUAAAGCAGCCAACAAAAUCAUCGCAUUGCCAGGGGAACCAAAAGGAGUAAAGUUUGAUCAAUAUUCAGGGUAUGUCACUGUUGAUCCUACGGUUGGUCGAGCUCUCUUUUACUAUAUUUCGGAGUCCGAAAACCCUUCUAGCAAGCCUCUUGUGCUGUGGUUAAACCAAGGGCUUGGCUGCUCUUCUCUGGGUGUUGGAGCAAUGAGUGGACAAGGACCAUUUCGAGUUAGUAAAGAUAACAAAACACUAUGGCACAAUGAAUAUGCCUGGAAUAAAGUGGCAAACAUACUUUACUUGAAAUCACCGGCAGCUGCUGGAUUUUCUUACUCAAACACGUCAUCUGAUUACACUAUUGGAGAUAAACAAACGGCAAAAGAUUCUUACACAUUCCUAAUAAAUUGGUUGGAAAGAUUCUCUGACUACAAAAGCAGAGACUUUUACAUAGCUGAAGAAGCUUAUGCUGGCUUUUUCGUACCUGAACUUGCUUAUCUUAUCCUCCAUAACAACAAAAUAACGAACCAAACGGUGAUUAACUUGAAAAGUAUUCAGAUGGGAAAUGCUAUUGUGGAUACAGAAACACAAAGCAAGGGACUAUAUGAUUUUUUGAGGUCACAUAGCCCAAUAUCUGAUGAAAUAUAUCACGGUUUAGUUUCAAAUUGCACUUGUAAUAAGUACGCCGAACAAGCGGUGAAGGCAAUGGGAAACAUCAAUCGCUACAACAUAUAUGCUCCAGUGUGCUCUUCUACUUCCAAUGCUCCUUGGAUAUACGGUGAAGAUCCAUGCGCGGAUGAUUAUGCGUUAUCCUACCUAAACAAUCCUGAAUUGGACUUAUGGGUUACUGGAGCUCGACUCGUUAACCAAAUUAACAAGCCGAGUUCGAGCCUUAACGAGUCGAGCUCUAACGAGCUUUCGAGUUACUCGAUUGAUUUAACAGCUUUACCUACCAUUAGGGAGCUAAUGGCAGGUGGCAUUAACGUAUGGAUGUAUAGUGGAGAUACAAAUAGCUUUAUACCCGUGACGGCAACUUGGUAUGCCAUAAAGAAGCUAGGGGUAGCCGUGAAAGCCCCUUGGUACUCCCAAGGCGAGGUUGCAGGAUUUGUGGUGGAAUAUGAGAACUUAACAUUUGUGACUCUUAAAGGAGCUGGAUUGUUCGCUCCCAGCUAUAAGCCUGCCCGCUCACUCGCUAUGUUCUCAUCAUUCUUGGAAGGAAAGCUUCUUUCAUCAAGCUAG